AUGCAUAUUUAUCUAUCUAUGACUAUUCAUUAUCUCUCUAUGGCCGUCUGUCUCUCUCUCUCUCUCUGUUUUAAUCUAUCUAUCUAUCUAUCUAUCUAUCUAUCUAUCUAUCUAUCUAUCUAUCUAUCUAUGCCUAGUAUCUAUCUAUCAAUCUAUCUAUCUAUCUAUCUAUCUAUCUAUCUAUCUAUGUCUGUUCAUUUUUUUUCUAUGGCUGUCUGUCCAUCUCUCUCUGUUUUAAUCUAUCUAUCUAUCUAUCUAUCUAUCUAUCUAUCUAUCUAUCUAUCUAUCUAUGCCUGUUCAUUAUCUCUCUAUGGCAGUCUGUCUAUCUCUCUCUGUUUUAAUCUAUCUAUCUAUCUAUCUAUCUAUCUAUCUAUCUAUCUAUCUCUUCUUAAAAGGGUCUUUAUCCGACAUAAUUUCUUAAACGCUAUUUUUAUCUCUCUCUAUCUACCUGUCUGUUUCUUCACAUCUAUCUAUCUAUCUAUCUAUAUCUAUCUAUCUAUCUAUCUAUCUAUCUAUCUAUCUAUCCUAUCUGUUCAUUAUCUAUCUAUCUAUCUAUCUAUCUAUCUAUCUAUCUAUCUAUCUAUCUAUCCUAGUCUGUUCAUUAUCUAUCUAUCUAUCUAUCUAUCUAUCUAUCUAUCUAUCUAUCUCACACGAAUAUCAGUUCAUUUUUCUCUUCACUUUGAUGUGAUCCAAUUUUAUAUUUACCAACCAUUUCAUUUCUGUUUUUACUUUUUAUAUUCUGCGCUAUGUUUGUUAUCUAUUAUGACUUCUUUCUUUCUUUCUUUCUUUCUUUCUUUCUUUCUUUCUUUCUUUCUUCUUUGUUAUUUUUUUUCCUUCUUUCUCUCUCUUUCUUUCUUUCUUUCUUUCUUUUUUCUUUCUUUCGUUCUUUCUUUCUUUCUUUGGAAUGACUUUUUUCUUAGUAGUACUGAUCCACGUAAUUUUGUUAUCUUUCUUAAUUUUCUCAUAUCUAUCUAUCUAUCUAUCUAUCUAUCUAUCUAUCUAUCCCAGUCUGUCCCUUAUCUAUCUAUCUAUCCCAUUUGUUUUCUUUGUUUCUUUUAUUCUUUCUUUCUUUUUUUCUUUCUUUCUUUCUUAACCUGCCAAUAUCUAUCUAUCUAUCUAUCUAUCUAUCUAUCUAUCUAUCUAUCUAUCUAUCUAUCUUACUUUGGUAAUAUCUAA
Molecule: messenger RNA, 1176 nt
Organism: Acanthosepion pharaonis
Lineage: Eukaryota; Metazoa; Mollusca; Cephalopoda; Sepiida; Sepiidae
Source: the annotation of a GenBank genome assembly